AGAAAAUUGCUGCGUGCCCAAUCGCACUACCCGCCCCAGAGAGUUGGGAAUUUUUUAAGUAUUUUGUGUCAGCUGGGCACACGAGUUAUCAGUACAGACCACCCAUUCUGACUACACGAAUUGGCAGCAGUGACGGGGCGAGCUGGCGGUGCGAGUAGAGAUCACCAGGACCAACGGCCUCAUGAACCACUCACCACCCAUCGAGUCAGCAGCGAUGCCCGGCGAUCCUCCCAAAAAAAAUCGCCGUAAUGCCAUGUGUGUGGGAUGCGGGUCGCACAUCCACGACCAGUACAUCCUCCGGGUGGCGCCCGACCUGGAGUGGCACGCCGCCUGCCUCAAGUGCUCCGACUGCAACCAGUACCUAGACGAAACCUGCACUUGCUUCGUGAGGGACGGCAAAACGUACUGUAAAAGGUGCUACGUAAGGUUAUUCGGAACCAAGUGCGCCAAGUGCAGCCUAGGUUUCACCAAGAACGACUUCGUUAUGCGCGCGAGGAACAAGAUAUACCACAUAGACUGUUUUCGUUGCGUGGCGUGCAGCCGGCAGCUUAUUCCCGGGGACGAGUUCGCGCUCAGGGAGGACGGUCUGUUCUGUAAGGCCGACCACGAGGUCUUGGAGAGGGCGUCAAACAAUGUGGAUUCUAACGGUAGAGCCAGUCUGGGAAGUACCGACCUCGAAAUGGCAACUCGCCCUGAGUCCCACGGUCGCUCGGACCAACGAAGACCACAGGUUCACAAACAAGACGGACACAAACCCACCCGAGUCAGAACAGUUUUGAACGAAAAGCAGCUGCACACGUUACGGACUUGCUACGCGGCCAAUCCGCGGCCGGACGCGUUGAUGAAGGAACAGUUAGUGGAGAUGACGGGCCUGUCACCCCGCGUCAUCAGGGUCUGGUUCCAGAACAAACGAUGUAAAGACAAAAAGAAAUCUAUCCUCAUGAAACAGAUGCAAGAACAAGCUUCAAAACAGGACCUUUCUUCAGACUCUAUCGUGUGGGACACGCUACCCGAUGACAUGACGGCCAGCCCUAACGGCAUGUCGGGGAUCGGGCGGCUGAACGGCGUGCCCAUGGUGGCGCAGGAGCCCGUCAGACACGAGAGCCAGAUGCAGGCCAACCCCGUAGAAGUACAGAGUUACCAACAACCACCGCCAUGGAAAGCUCUCAGCGACUUCGCCUUGCAAAGUGAUAUAGAACAGCCCGCCUUUCAACAGUUGAAAUCCGGGGAUGUCCACGCUCAGCUACCAUGUGGGGGAGGCAUGAUGGUACUGACCCUCCAUCCACACAGUCAUACUCCGGUAAGUUCGUUCGACCACAACAGUGGAAAUGUCCCGACCUCACAGCCCGGGCCCGGGAUGGCGGCUCCGGGAGGACCUAGCGAAGCUAACGGGAACGGACCCGGUGUGCCCCCGCCGGGAGGACCAGAGAUGCCCGUCGGAGCCAGUCCUCCUAACCCGGUGACCUGUACCUAACCACCUGCCGGCCAGGAUCUUCGUAUACGUGACGGGGACGGGCAUAUAAAGCUGCGCCAAAAAUGAUUUAGUAAAAAAAAUGACUUGUGCGAUACAGCCAUACUCCCGUUUUUUCUACUGUCUGUCCGAUCUUUGCGUGGAAACAUGAUGGUCGUGUUGUCUUCGUUGCCCAGCACAGUGAGAGGUUGCAACCAGGCCUUCAUCUGUCAAGCAUUCUUCCAAUAACAAAAAUAUCUUUUGAGGUUCCACCAUAUUAAAUGUGAGUUUUAGUCUCAGGAGGCACUGCUAAAGACGACCAGCUGAUAUCGUUGUGACCGCUUCCUCCACGGUGAUGAUAAAGUAACCACAUACAGUUACGGAGAGAGGCAUAUCGUUUCUUAUGUGUAAAUAUUCAGUUUGAAGAUCUGUUCUUGACUUCUUCUUCUUCAUGACAGUGAGCUUGAGGAAUGAGUGUGUUGGAGGAAGGUCACAAAAAAGAAACACGGCUAUAUUCAAACGUUCAGACUGCCCUAUUGCCAGGGCUUCAAACUUUGCCGCCAUUUUUUGCUCAUCUUGUCUCAGAGAACUGAUUCCUUCCAACGACCACUGUUCCCGCUAGCUCGACCACGAUAUGUUGAGAUAGAAAUCCACACCAUUACCAACUCAACCGCCAUGCAAAACAUGAGACUUUAGCGUCGGGAAACAGUUCUAGUUUUACACGGACUCUAUUUUUACAAAGAUUCGCUAUAAACGUUCCCGAUUACAUACUUUGAGCUUACAAAAACGGAAAGUUGUUAACUAUUCUGAGUCGAUACAACUAUUGAGUACGUUGUUCUUAUCAUUAGCAGAUUUGGCCAAACAAUAUCGAGAACAUUGAUACUUUCUGUCAUUCAAUCUGAUGGUGAAACCUUCCGUUAUAUCACUGUUUUCCCCAGACAACAGUCCGUCCAGCAAGUUUACGUUGCUUGUAUAUUUUAUUGUGUCCAUGUUGAUCGUCUGUGCUUGCAUUGUCAUGUCUUGAAAAAGGGGAGGGAGGGGGGCGAUUAAGGAGUUGUGGCAGUAGACCAGAAUAACAAGAGAGAAAGUCUCUGUGAGAUUUAAGCAGUGAAAAUGUUAGAUGGCGGACAUAACGAUCAUUGCACAGCUUCUUUAUCUGUCUCCUACAUUCACCACCCGGUCUCUCAACGGAGUUUCUUGUGUAGAGAACCUUGUCCGGUCAUAUCUCAGUGGCAUUAUUUAUUGACUUUGUAUAUGUACAUAUAUAUAAAGAUGUAUGGCCGACGUUGACUACGUCAGCGGCUUUUUAGCAGGGGAGUGAUCGCAUUGAAAUAAAAGCGAAUUCCCUUCUAAAA
Messenger RNA from Branchiostoma belcheri (Belcher's lancelet), 2805 nucleotides. RefSeq names its product insulin gene enhancer protein ISL-1-like. Gene Ontology annotation, biological process: neuron fate specification; positive regulation of transcription by RNA polymerase II; axonogenesis. The transcript has 8 exons. The coding region runs from base 182 to 1474 and encodes 430 amino acids. Gene Ontology annotation, cellular component: nucleus. The record is from RefSeq and is a predicted model, not a curated record. Lineage: Eukaryota; Metazoa; Chordata; Leptocardii; Amphioxiformes; Branchiostomatidae. Gene Ontology annotation, molecular function: DNA-binding transcription factor activity, RNA polymerase II-specific; cis-regulatory region sequence-specific DNA binding.